Molecule: messenger RNA, 345 nt
Organism: Helobdella robusta
Lineage: Eukaryota; Metazoa; Annelida; Clitellata; Rhynchobdellida; Glossiphoniidae
Exons: 4
Coding region: 1-345 (114 amino acids)
Source: RefSeq, a predicted model, not a curated record
AUGUGGACUCCCAAACUGUAUGUGUACGGGUUUGAGUAUAAGGCAAAAGCUGAAAUGCAAUAUGAUGCCAGCCAGCCAGUUCGAGCACAGAACAGUCAUUCAGUAAGAAGAGGACGAAGUAACCGUAGUAACCUGGUAGCCAGGUUUAAACGAUACCAAGAGUCGAAGAGGAUUUCGGAUAAUUAUGAACAGCAGAAAGACCUUCUCAACGGCGCACCUGAGUCAUUUGGAUCUCAACAACUUCAACUGACAAUUAAAGGCUGCCUCCCCAGGAUAAUCACGAUUGAUUGUGAUUUGGCGUCAGUGGCGAAUCCAUACAACUUGAAGAAGGAGGCAAAAAUUUGA